Molecule: messenger RNA, 530 nt
Organism: Trematosphaeria pertusa
Lineage: Eukaryota; Fungi; Ascomycota; Dothideomycetes; Pleosporales; Trematosphaeriaceae
Exons: 1
Coding region: 46-240 (64 amino acids)
Source: RefSeq, a predicted model, not a curated record
ACGCCAACAAGCACGAAACGGGACGUUUGCCGGGGCCAGACCCCAAUGGCCACCCCAGCGUCGAGUCGUUCAGGGAGGCUUGCGCUUCAGCUGGGGUGCUUGCGCAACGCUGGCCCUGCCGGGCGGCGCGCUACGGCGCCCAAGGCGGAAAUCUUCUCGAAACGCGCCAAACUCGGAGAUCAGGGAGACGGGGUUUCGAGGGAGCAGGGAGAGACGAGGCCGAUUGAUGGGCGCAACUAAGGGCCGGCCGCCCACCACUUAUUAAUAAUCGCGUCCAGGAACGCUUCCAAGACGAGCGAUCAGACCUCAGAAGUGCCUGCAGAGGUAUCGAGGAUGCCCGUUCCGGCUCGGUGCAGCUGCGGGUCGCGUUUCAUCCGUCGAAAAGCCGCAAAGGGCUGCGUGUCUUGCAGGCGGACGGGGCGAGUGGUUGGCGGCUCCACGGGUUGAUUGCUGACGGCGCGGAUGGCAGGGAAAUGUCAGGCCAUUUCGGUGGCAGCGAGGUGAAGAUGUGCAGCAAAGUCACCGUUGAG